CUGCAAAUCAAGCAAGCCAGCGGGAAAAGAGAAUCGAAAUCAAAAUGCUUUCCAUUCGAGAUAAACUGGAGCAAAUCUUGGUCAGAGAUCCUCCAAUUGAAGCUUCCCCAUGCUAGUCUGCUGUCACCUUGUUUACCUUCUCCAUGCACAACCUAAUGCACUUCUGGUUUCCUCUUCCCUUCUUCUGCCUUUGACAGAAGGACCGAGACAGCAUCCGCUGGAAGCUGGAAGGCUUGAAGGAGAGUGAUAGGGGGUUCAGAUUUGGUGUCAUCGACAGGAAGAAAAGGUUGGAUCUACUGCAGCAAUCUCUAGACAAGCUGAGUUUCGCGAAUCGGGCUUACCAAGAUAGAAGAAGCAUUAGAUCAACCACAAUGGAAGAAGAAACCCAUUACAAUAAAAAACAGCUGCUGAAUUUCCGAAUGCAACAUGGAAGGAAGAGCUUGGCUGCAGAGAGAAGACUCUCGAGAGAGACCAAGGAAUGCCGGAAACACGGUUCUGCUACUGCUAGUUGUUCAUGGGGAUCAUUUGAAGAACUUAAUACUGUAGUAAAGGGCAAGAACGAGAUUCGAAGUCAAAUCCAAGCGAUACAAGGAGAAUCAGAACAAGCGAGGAAGGAACAUGUGGAAGUGAAGAGUAAGAUUCAGCGUCUGUUGAAAGAGCUUCAGCGGGUCGAAUUGGAGUUGGGCUGUCUGCAGAAGCGAUUGCUGGAGCUAUGCUGCGGAGGACGGGAAGAAGAAGAAGGAGGAUUACAGGUUUAUCCAUCUUCCCGUGCUCUACUCUAUAUGAGAGUAUUGGAGGUACAAAACCAACGCACAUAUAGAGCUAAAAGAGAUUCAAGAGAAAUUAUACACUGAUAAACA
This is a messenger RNA of Linum tenue, 860 nucleotides long. NCBI's taxonomy places the organism in Eukaryota, Viridiplantae, Streptophyta, Magnoliopsida, Malpighiales, Linaceae. The record is from the annotation of a GenBank genome assembly.